CUUCUUUGUUUAUUCAUGUUGACUCGUUUAUUACAAAAAAGUUAUUCAACUUUGAACAAUAACCGAGUGGCCUUGGCCAUGUCUGGUGGUGUAGACUCAAGUGUAGCUGCAGCAUUACUUAAACAGCAGGGCUACGAUGUUCAAGGGAUCUAUAUGCGUAAUUGGGAUACUUCAGACGAAAGAGGGGUCUGUACAAGUAGAGAAGACUGGGAAGACGUGCAAAGAGUAUGCGAGAUAUUAAAAAUAGACUGUCAGCAUGUCGAUUUUGUAAAAGAAUAUUGGAAUGACGUCUUUGAGAAAACAUUAGAUGACUAUGCGCACGGACUGACACCCAAUCCUGACAUUGCCUGUAACAGUUUCAUCAAGUUUGGGGCUUUAUUAGACAAGAUACCAAAGGAUGUAUGGUUUGCAACAGGUCACUACUGUCGAUCUACCCGAGAUGGUAAAUUGCUGCGAGGAUUAGAGCGUAACAAGGAUCAGUCGUAUUACCUGUCAACAGUGCAGGAAGAAGCUCUACGUCGUACAUUGUUUCCACUAGGUGACAUCAAGUCAAAACAACACGUCAAACAGCUGGCUUCCUCGCUCGGACUUGACUUUAUUGCCAAAAAGAAGGAAAGCAUGGGUAUUUGUUUCGUCGGUCAACGUAAGCGGUUUGCGCAAUUCCUGGAACAGUACAUCGAACAGCCCCCUGGACCCGUAGUUGAUCUGAACGAUCGAGUGAUCGGUGAACAUCAAGGGUUAUAUGCUUAUACGAUAGGACAGGCAUCUCGUAUCUGUCAUGGUUCUCAUAAGUGGUUUGUGGCAAAGAAAAUAAUGAGUGAAAACAAAUUGGUGGUUGUGCCAGGCACCGACCACCCAGCUCUGUUUCACAAGGGUUGUAGUGCUCGCCAGUGGGUAUGGAUUCAUCAUCAACCACCAAUUCCUUUUCAAGAUAAAGGUCAAAUAGAAAUCGAUGCACAGAUAAGAUAUAGACAGCUUCCCCAAAAGGCCACUUUGUUCUUUCGAGACGGUCAGUAUCAUGUGCAGUUUAAGGAACCUAUUCGUGCUAUCGCUGCAGGACAGCAGGUCGUUAUCUGGGAUAAGGAUUGGUGUCUGGGAGGAGGAGUGAUUGAACAAGUGUAUUAACAAGGACAAAGAAAAAUGUGGUUAUGUAAAUAUCAAUAAUACCAAUAAUAGAAAAGACAUCAUGGCAGCAAAAAGUAAUUAUAAUUAUAAUAAUAAAAUGAGAAUCAACUAUGUGUAU
Molecule: messenger RNA, 1243 nt
Organism: Rhizopus microsporus ATCC 52813
Lineage: Eukaryota; Fungi; Mucoromycota; Mucoromycetes; Mucorales; Rhizopodaceae
Product: 5-methylaminomethyl-2-thiouridylate-methyltransferase
Exons: 1
Coding region: 79-1125 (348 amino acids)
Biological process (GO): tRNA wobble position uridine thiolation
Cellular component (GO): mitochondrion
Molecular function (GO): sulfurtransferase activity
Source: RefSeq, a predicted model, not a curated record